This is a messenger RNA of Heterobilharzia americana, 1542 nucleotides long. Lineage: Eukaryota; Metazoa; Platyhelminthes; Trematoda; Strigeidida; Schistosomatidae. The record is from the annotation of a GenBank genome assembly.
AUGUACCGAGAUUAUGGUGAAUGCUGUUGUGCACCGUUAAUUGUACCAGCAUCUGAAUUUGUUCUUGGAACACAACAUCGUGCACGUCAACGAAUAAAAGCUCGACCUUGGUUAGUUGAUGAUUAUGAUAAAUGGAUUAGUCGAAUCAAUGUACCUGAAUCACCUUAUCGUUGUGUUUUAAUAUUCUGCGAUAACAGUGGUGCAGAUAUUAUACUCGGUGUACUGCCAUUCGCCAUGGAAUUUCUUAAUCGUGGAUGUAAAGUGAUAUUGGCAGCUAAUUCAAGUCCUGCUAUUAAUGAUAUAACUUAUCAAGAGCUUGAAUUGCUUUUACAUAUGAUAGCUGGCUUUGAACCAUUGAUAGCUGAUUCUCUUUCCAAUGGUAAACUUAUGCUGGCUGAAAACGGUCAGACUUCGCCCUGUCUAGACUUUCGUCUAAUUGCCAGCUCUUUGGUUCAGUUAACAGAACGUGAACAGGUGGAUUUGAUUGUAAUCGAGGGAAUGGGGCGAGCAAUUCAUUGUAAUCUGAAUGCAAAAUUUUCUGUUGAUACACUAAAGAUAGCAGUAAUUAAAAAUUCUUGGCUUGCUCGAAGACUAGGUGGUCAGUUGUAUAGUGUCAUUUUCAGGUUUGAAACGAUUUUUCAGAAGUAAUAAAAAAAAACAGCACAAUCUUUGUUAGUGAUCAAGAAUUAUCUAUUUUAAUCCAGUGACUGUGGCAACUACCUUUAAACAACUUUGCAUGAUGACUAUAGUAGUACUGUCACUACCUAAAUACCAUCUUUAUUUCUUAUACUUCCUUUUGUCUCUGCUUACCUUGGUAUGAGUUACCUUUUUGAGCAUUCCUAUAUACAAGGUUGGGAGUAAGAUUUGAGGAAUACGUCCUCAUAGCAUAGUUUGUAAAUUUAGGUUGUUUCCUAAACUUUCUACAAUUCAGGUUAUCUUACUGUUUGUUUUACAAGAUGCUACGUAAUUUAUUUUCAAUGAAUGGUUUGUUAUGCUGCACAUUACCAAUCUUAUUAUUGUUGUUGUCAGCAUUGGCGUCGUUGUCAUUGUCAUCACCAUCAUCGUUUAAAUUUCCUGUUUUGUAUACUUAGUGUGUGAUGCUGAUGCUAUACACUUCUCUAGAAUUUGAAAUCCCACUACACAUGACCAUCGACAUAUAUGUUAUCUUACAGACUUCGAGAUCAACAGUUGACAUGAUAGAGUUGAAUAUGUUGAACAUUUUGUAGACGGAUUAUAAAUCCUCACUGAUAUUUUACAAAUAUAGUUAUUUUUCAUUUAAACGUAUAGCUUGUUAGUUGUUUUCGUUUUGCAAUACUCACUUACUGAUAAUUUUAUUCUUUGACUUGCAUAUGAGAUAUGCGUAUGAUUUUUUACUGCUGGUUCUAGUCUUUUAGUGAUAUAAAGAUUUUUAUAAUCUGAAAAAUGAUGAUUUGGUUGUGUUUUUUCUUAGGGACUCUUUACUGAAUUUAUUUUGAUCAUUGUUUUUUUUUAUUACCGAAAAUAUAAAAUAAAUAUGUUUUUAUAUAAAUGAAAAGUUGAGCA